This is a messenger RNA of Didymodactylos carnosus, 1260 nucleotides long. The record is from the annotation of a GenBank genome assembly. NCBI's taxonomy places the organism in Eukaryota, Metazoa, Rotifera, Eurotatoria, Philodinida, Philodinidae.
CUGGAUUAGAUUUCUGGAGAUCCUCUGGAAACUCACUGAAAACCGUCGCAAAGCACUGAUUAUAUGCCCAUUAGAUACACUGUAAUCUAUUUAUCACUAGGAUUUUUGUUUCAACUUUAUAUUUCGAUAUUUCUGAAAAGGUUGUCUAGAGAUCCUUUGGGAAUAAAUUCGUUUUAGUUUGCGAGCUUUCGCUCUAUCCUAGAGCAUCAGUAGGCAAAUUUAUUUAGCUUUUAUUCCUAGUGUUUGAAUGUAAAACGAAGAAACUAGUGCGAGUCCAAUGCAUUAGCGAAGUCACUAAAAGUUCAAUCAUUCCAAGGUCAACUAUUAACAGAUGAAUAUUUUAAAACAAUUAAGAUAGAAGAAAGAUUGAAAAAUGAAUUAAACCAUUUAACGGAUGAAGCAUUCCAUAGCGAAUGUACUUGCGAGCGGGUACUUGAGACGAUUGUCGACAACAGAAAAGGAGUAUUUAUAUGACAUCAAAAAACCAUCCAUAUAAGGAGAUAUAAUAAAAGAAAAAAAAUUAGUUCUGUCUUUCUUUCUACUUCUUCAAAACAGUGCGACAACAUAAAUAUUUUAAUCUUUUUUCAGGCAAAAGCAAAAUAUGUCACAACAACAGAAAAAGCUACAUUUGAAGAACAGCUACCAGUAUGGAUGGAUAUUAAAUCUGGUAUAAAAUCAGCUAAUUUAUUCGAAGUUAUUGGCGAAGCAAUUGAAAAUUCUGUUUGUUUCAUAUGUUUUAUGACACCGGAAUAUCAACAGUCUGGUUUUUGUAAACAAGAACUUCUAUAUGCAAAACAAUGUAAUAUACCAAUUACACCACUGAAGUUAGAAGAGAACUGGUUAAAAAAAAAAUCAGUUGAAUUGUACAACCGUAUUUACACAGUACUUGAAAAUCAGUUAAAAAGUUCACCUAAAUCAAAAUCAGUCGUCAAACAACUUUCUUCUCAGCCAUCUGAAAAAUAUAAAAUGGAAAUCAAUUAUCCCAAAAAAACGGCAAACAGUCUGGACGAGAUACCCUAUAGCUUGAGAAUGAUGGCAAGUUCCACGUCCGUAUUCGCAAAUUCUGAUGCUGUUAAUGAUCUCUCUGGAAGAGUAAGUAGGAAAAUACCUAUAGUCCAUCCUCAUGAUAGCCAUCGUCGACGAAUAUCGCCGGUACGGAAAAUACCGCCUCCCGUUUAUUAUGGCAGACGAAGAAAAAAAUCGUCAAAUGAUGAUGACAGUGAAGAAGAAGAGCAAAAUUUUUCUAAAUUCGGUGAUUAA